This is a messenger RNA of Pseudomassariella vexata, 651 nucleotides long. RefSeq lists its product as uncharacterized. Gene Ontology annotation, molecular function: zinc ion binding. The coding region runs from base 1 to 651 and encodes 216 amino acids. The transcript is spliced from 2 exons. The record is from RefSeq and is a predicted model, not a curated record. NCBI's taxonomy places the organism in Eukaryota, Fungi, Ascomycota, Sordariomycetes, Amphisphaeriales, Pseudomassariaceae.
AUGGCCGAACCCAAAGUAUCACCCAUCCAAUCACCCCCAGCUGCCCAUAAUGGCGCACCAACCCCCCAGCAUCCACCCCAGAAUAUCAUGAUGAUUCAACCAACACCACUGAACGGCCUCGGCGCACUCCCCGCUGUGAUAGAUUGCCCCUACUGCCACCGCCGAACGCAAACAAGAGUCCAUGAAGAAGACUCGAGCAUGACUAUCGUCGCCGGUAUCGCCCUCGGCUGUCUCUGCAUCUGCCUUGCCUGUCUCCCCUGCAUAUUACACUGGUGUCAAAACAUCGACCACUACUGUACUGGUUGUAACCAACGCGUCGUGCACAUCCAGCACGGCGGCGUCCCGCAGGUCAUCGCGCCACCCCAGAACGUUCCGCAGCAGUACAAAAUGGAGAAUCCUCAACAGUACGGCGACCAUCAGUCGCCACAACCGCAGCAGCAGCAUGCUAGUGGGGGAAUGCAGUCGCCGUCUAUUCAACAGUACGGUAUUGAACAGGCACCCCAAAACCAGUAUUUUGGUGAAGCACAAUCGCCUGGUCCUUACCAGCUGGGUGGCUUGCAGCCUCAACCUUCGCAGCUGCAUUUUGAGGCACCGUCCCCGGGGGCGAAUGGACAGCCACACAAUCAGGGACUGCCGGGGUAUGCUAAAUGA